This is a messenger RNA of Cherax quadricarinatus, 577 nucleotides long. NCBI's taxonomy places the organism in Eukaryota, Metazoa, Arthropoda, Malacostraca, Decapoda, Parastacidae. The record is from RefSeq and is a predicted model, not a curated record.
GAGAGAAGGACCAGGGGAGACAUUAUGAUGUACAAGAUACUUAGAGGAUUUGACUGUUCACAUGGGAACAGACUACUUGAAUUAAAUGGUCCAAGGAUUUGGGAGAUGUAACUUAAAAACCGAGCUGAGCCAUAGAGCAACAAAUAAGUGAACUUUUAUAUUUUCAGACAUGCGUGUUGGCCUUGGGACAUUAGUGUGGACUUUAUUAGUCCUAGGAGGGGCAUCGCUGGUUGGACAAGUGGUGCGGGUACUGAGCAUUGAUGUGGCUGAUCCACCUGAUAAAAGCCACAUUACUAAGAACAGACAUACAGAGUCAGGCCAUGUGAGCUUAGAUGCCUCUUCUGAUCAUCUAAUAUGGUUUAUGCAGAUAUCUGACCUUCACCUGAGUGUGUUUCAAGAUGCUACAAGAGCAACUCAGUUCCAAGAGUUUUGCCUCACCACUGUUGAUGCCAUCAGACCUGCUGUUGUUCUUGCCUCUGGUCAGUGGUAUAAUUUAUCUAUUGUUAUAUAUAAUAUUUUCAGCUGUAGGAAUAGUGUCCCAUCUUUAGCACUUAAUCUUUGAUAAAAUUUUUAAGGU